AUGGCCAGAAGGGGUAACACAGUUGUGAGGACCCUGGAGGAUUUAACCCUUGAUUCAGGUUAUGGUGGAGCUGCGGACUCCUUCAGGUCGUCCAGCUUGUCCUUGUGCUGCUCAGACACGCACCUACCUUAUGCACAUGGAGGAAACUGUUGGCAUCUAACCGACUCCAUGCACAGUCGCCACAACAGCUUAGAUACUGUCAACACCGUCCUGGCUGAAGACACCGAGAUCCUGGAGUGCUCCGGCCAGUGUGCUAAGUUGCCCGAACUGGAGGAUGUACCCUGGAGCAUCGUGGAGGUGGAAAAUGCCCUGAAGAAGGAGGAAGAGGUGAACGCGGGGCAGCUGUCGAAGGAGAUUCUGGCGAAGCUGUCCUCCUUGGUGAGCAGGGCACUUGUGAGGAUCGCCAAGGAAGCCCAGCGGCUCAGCUUGCGCUACGCCAAAUGCACCAAGUACGAAAUCCAAAGCGCCAUCAAGGUAGUGCUGUCCUGGACCCUGUCGGUCAACUGCAUCACGGCGGCGCUCAGCGCCCUGUCGCUCUACAACAUGAGCACGGGCGACAAGUUCAGCCGGGGCAAGUCGGCCCGAUGCGGGCUGAUCUUCUCGGUCGGGAAGUUUUUCAGGUGGAUGGUGGACAGCCGGGUGGCCGUGAGGAUCCACGAGCAUGCGGCCAUCUACCUGGCCGCCUGCACGGAGAGCCUGUUCCGAGAGGUUUACACCCGAGUGGCGCACAGCGCACACGUCGAGAAGGAGAACGGGGUCCCGAAGUUGACUGUGGACUCCCUGGAGCAAGCUGUCAACAACGACUCGGAGAUCUGGGGGCUCCUGCAGCCGUAUCAGCACCUGAUCUGUGGCAAGAACGCCAGCGGGGUUCUCUCCCUGCCGGACAGCCUGAAUCUGCACAGGGAUCAGCAGAGGUCCAGCAAGUCUGGGGAUGUCCACAUGUACAGCCAGUCGGAGCUGAGGACCAUUGAGCAGUCACUGCUAGCCACACGCGUGGGGAGCAUCGCUGAGCUCAGUGACCUGGUGUCACGGGCCAUGCACCAUCUUCAGCCUCUUCACAUAAAGAACCACAGCAAUGGAACCCCUUUGCACCAGAAGCAGACCCCCGUGCACUGGGAACCCGAAGCCCUGUACACGCUCUGCUACUUCAUGCACUGCCCCCAGAUGGAGUGGGAGAACCCUAACGUUGAGCCUUCCAAAGUGACCCUGCAGACCGAGAGGCCGUUUCUGGUACUGCCGCCGCUGAUGGAGUGGAUCCGAGUGGCCGUGGCCCACGCGGAGCACCGGCGCAGCUUCUCGGUGGACAGCGAUGACGUGCGUCAGGCGGCACGGCUUCUGCUCCCCGGCGUGGACUGCGAGCCCCGGCAGCUCAAGACGGAUGACUGUUUUUGUGCCUCUCGGAAGCUGGACGCUGCUGCCACAGAAGCCAAAUUCCUGCAGGACCUAGGCUUUCGGAUGCUGAACUGCGGGCGGACAGACCUGGUCAAGCAAGCCGUGUCUCUGCUGGGCCCAGAGGGCAUCAACAGCAUGAGUGAGCAGGGAAUGACUCCUCUCAUGUACGCUUGUGUCCGCGGAGAUGAGGCCAUGGUCCAGAUGCUGCUGGAUGCUGGAGCUGACAUUAACACUGAGGUGCCAAACACAGUGCACAGGUGCCCCUCAGUUUACCCUGAAACUCGCCAUGGGACACCCCUCACUUUUGCUGUGUUACAUGGACACAUCCCUGUUGUUCAGCUGUUGCUGGAUGCUGGGGCGAAUGUUGAAGGCUCUUUGCAGGAUGGGGCUGAAAAUUAUGCAGAAACUCCACUGCAACUGGCAUCUGCUGCAGGUAACUUUGAGCUUGUCAGUCUGCUGCUGGAGAGAGGAGCAGAUCCCAUGAUAGGGACGAUGUAUCGGAAUGGGAUUUCUUCGGCUCCGCAGGGGGACAUGAACUCAUAUAGCCAGGCAGCUGCUCAUGGCCACAGGAAUGUGUUUCGGAAGCUGCUCUCCCAGACAGAGAAAGGGAAGAGCGAUGUACUGUCCCUGGAGGAGAUCCUGGCAGAAGGGUCCGAGCUUGGAGAAGGGAAUCCAGCCCACCUGGAUUCUGGCCGCAACAGUAAGGCCAAGCUGAAGGCCCUGCGAGAGGCCAUGUACCACAGCGCAGAGCACGGCCACGUGGAUAUUACUAUUGACAUUCGCAGUCUGGGUGUGCCCUGGACUCUGCACACCUGGCUGGAGUCCCUCCGCACCUGCUUCCACCAGCACCGCCGCCCCCUCAUCCAGGGCCUGCUGAAGGAGUUCAGCUGCAUCGAGGAAGAGGAGUACACCGAGGAGCUCAUUACCCAUGGCCUGCCUUUGAUGUUUGAGAUCUUACGAGCCAGCAAGAACGAAGUGAUAAGCCAGCAGUUGUCAGUUAUUUUCACUCAGUGCUAUGGACCUUAUCCCAUUCCGAAGCUCACGGAGAUUAAAAAGAAACAGACAUCACGAUUAGAUCCUCAUUUUCUGAACAAUAAAGAAAUGUCCGAUGUGACAUUCCUGGUUGAAGGGAAGCCAUUCUAUGCGCACAAAGUCCUGCUGUUCACGGCAUCUGCCAGGUUUAAAUCUUUGCUUUCAAACAGACCUACUGCAGAGAACACUUGCAUUGAAAUCAGCCAUGUAAAGUACAAUAUAUUUCAGCUGGUGAUGCAGUACCUGUACUGUGGAGGGACAGACUCGCUUCACAUCAGGAACACUGAGGUCAUGGAGCUCCUGUCUGCUGCUAAAUUCUUCCAGCUGAGUGCUCUCCAGCGUCACUGUGAGAUUAUUUGCUCGAAAAACAUCAACACAGACACCUGUGUUGACAUCUACAAACACACCAAGUUCCUGGGGGCCCCGGAGCUCUCGGCCUACAUCGAGGGUUACUUCCUGAAAAACAUGGUGGUCCUGAUCGAGAACGAAGCCUUCAAGCAGCUGCUGUACGACAAGCCUGCGGACAGUUCUAGCUCUGACGUGCUGCAUGACCUGGAGAAGACCCUGGGGGUCCGGAUCCAUUCCAUCCACCUCUCCUCUUCCAAGGGCUCCGUCGUGUGAAACAGUCAAACCUACCAGAGCGCCUGCAGUCUGUAUUACACACAGUCCUUGUCUGGCUUGCUUGGAAUGCCUUGGAUAUCCCCGUAGCCUGCAGUAGACGUGUAAAUCACUCGUUCAUUCCCAGCUCUUCAACGGAACAGGACGUGUCUUGCUCUGUUUCCCGAGAGCAGGCCAUGGUUUAUGAAUACUGUUGCUGGACUUUGAAACUCUGUGUCCUCAUGAGUCAAUGUUUUUUUUUUUAAUCUUUCAUCUUCAUUUUCCAUUACAUCAUACCAUUUUGGAUAAAGCCAAAUAAUAUGCAUUACUGGUAUUGAUUGAUGUUAAUCAAGUGUUUUAAAGCAAUGACAUAAAUGUACAUACUUUACUAACCAGGAAAGAAGAGCUUUGAAUCAAAUAAGAUUGGAUGGAUGGACUUAUAAUUUCUCUAACCAUGCAGGGAGCAUUCAAUGGAUUAAUGGACUUUUUAUAUGUUUGCCAUUUAUACACUUGUAGUUCUGCUGACUAUCCUGAAGGUGUCAGCAACUUAAUGCAAAGAGCAUUCCCUGUGAAUCAUACUGCAGCCACUGAAAUCAUUUGUACUAAGAAUUCUGAACCAUUUAGUUUUUCAUUAUGGACAGCUGAAUUCAGCAGAACACUGCAUUGGCUGUUGCUUCAUUUAUGUCAUCUUACAAUUACAGAAGAUGAUGCCCUUGUUCCAAAGCAUAGUGAGCUGCUUAUAGUGUACUCUAGCAAGUUGCUUACAAUAAGACAGAUGUAGCACUAGCUUAAACCCAUGUGUGCUGUGUGCUAUUUUCAUAACUCAUCUGUGCUACAGAAAGUAUUUUUUUAAAUUCCGGUUGUAUCUUGGUUGUAAAGUGGGAAAACAGUAAAAACAUCUCCCUUAAAUACACUAACCCUUAAGCUGACCAGAGCACAGUUUCUUGGAAUCUGACAUUUGUGUCUCAAGCUGAAUGCCUCUUUACACGGGAGGUGCUAACAAGAGGUUUUGCCAAACCCUAGUCAGAUGCAAUCUUAAAAGGUAGGGAAUGCUGUUAAACAGAAGCUGCAGACAUACCAGCUUGAAUCCCAAUGAGUUGUUAGCUGUGCUCUGGUAUCUCUUACUGCACAGUGAAAGUUAGAUACAUUGUUUGGAAAGCUCAUUUUUCCUAAUAAUGUCCACAGUCCCUGAGGAGCUUUUUCGUUGACUUGUCAUCGUGCUGCCUAGAAUUGAAGCUGUUUUAUUUCCAGCAUCUAAUGCCACCUAAUGCUAAUAAUGGUGCCUAAUGCUGUACCAGGCACUCCUCAAUAUGGCCCUAACUAGAUACCAGUUAUUAGUGGCUGCUCACAGUUCCAAUGAAUAACAAUCCUCCCCCCACUCACUCCAAGCUAGAAUUCUUUUCAAAUGCAUUGGCAAGCCAGAAUGAUUUUUGUACAGAUACAUGCAAACGUACAGAUGUAACUGAGGCUGAUCGAAGAAGACACAAGUUAAUAAAAAAAAGUACGGAGUGCAUUUUACCACAACUAGGACGAAUGUUAUUUGUUAUCUGGUAUAGUCAGCUUCUAUUAUCUUUCUACUGCACAGUCUUGCCAAACUUUGUGACCGGUUCAACUACAAAUCAUGCCUGGACAUACUGAGGUAUAUGUGUGAUGUAUUCCAAUAGGAUCUGUCAUGUUGCGUAUUAUAGAUUAAAUGGAAAAUACGUCAUAUUCAUUGCUUUCAUAUAUAUCAGAAUACCAGAAUUAUGCAAAUACCUCAGACCGUGGAAUACCUGUUAUAUGUAACUUGGGAGAUUAAAACGUUUGCUUGUUUCCUGUUUUUGUCCAUUAUAUUGGUUGUCACAGAACAGAGGAUCAUAGUUAGUAAUUUAUGUGACUUCUGCUGAUCUGAAAGCUCGGUCUUUUGGUUUGAUCAUGGACUCGUUUCCAUCUGUAGACACCAGGCAGGUUUUCUGUAACAAACCACUAUCCACUAUAUAGUCAGAAAAAUAAACAAAUAACUCCAAAACACCCACAGGCAAAUAACUACAAUAUGAAGAAUCCUCAGAAAUAUGAGAUGCCAUCUGAUGGAAUGAAAGUGUAAAUAUUUUAUGUAAAUCAGAAAUUGAAGGUUAAUGAUUACUCUUCCUGUAAACUACUGUAUAUAUCACAUUAUUGCGUCUGUAUUGUAUUGCUUUCAUUGGAUAUAGCUGUACAGAUGUUAUUGUUCUAAGUGUACGACUGCUAUGAAACCAAGAUGCAUGUUACAGGUAUGUCUGUUUAUGUUUUGUUUCUUUUUUGUUUAUGUUUUUUACAUGUGUUUAAUGCAGCCAUAUGAAUGCUAAAUCAUAGGAGAAAUGCUUUCUGUUGACUGAAUAUUGCUGGUAAUAGGUCUGAAACAUUAUGUAGUAUUAAAUUGGGUUAAAGGGACCGAACAACACAGCUGAGAAAACUAGUUUUACUAAAUAUUGCUGGCUGUAAAAUGGCCCACUGAGUGAAUAAUGUCUACGGUCUAGACUGCAAUUGAAACUGGAUUUAAGGCACUUUAUACAAUCAAACAUUACAGUACAUUUUAUUUAAGCCAUUUUUGUGAAGCGGUCUUCUUAUUUCCAAAAGAAUAUUCACAGGUACUGUUGCAGUUAUGCACAGUUUUUAAGUACAGAAUAUUUAGAACAGAUCUUCAACACUGAAACAAUAUUUGCUUAUUUUCCUACCCAGAAUGUGUCUUGUAUCAGGUCCCCUUAAUAUACUUUGUUGUGCUUUGUUGUGCUUUGCUGGUGAGUCUAUAGGUCAUUCUGAGGUUGUGAGUUAUUCAUUUUGGUGCCGUUCUGAAACUCGUUUUUUUUUAUUUUGGAACUACAAUGUGUACAGAGUCAAUGGAAGUCCGAGAGAGUUAUUUUCCCUUUACUAUAUUGAGGCUAUUUUUUUAAAGUGAUGCAUCUUUAUGCUUUUAUAAAAAAAUAUGGACCGUCUAUAUGUCUUGGUACAGUAUGUGCUUUUCACCUAUAGCAAAGUAAAAAACAGGAGUUUACAAUGCCUACCAAAUGCCUACUAAAGUACAUUUUCAUUUUAAUGUGUACUGUAGUAUUUGAAUUGGAAAUUGAUUGUUUUUAGUCAUGUUCCAGAUUACCAAAACAAUUAUUUUGCAAAGGGAAAGCCUGUUUUCUGAAACAGAUUUAAUCUAAGGACAGAGACUAUCAGUUCUUUUUUUAAAACGAAAAUAAAAUCAAUAAGAGGAGGGUGUCAACUGACAUACUGUAUUAUGUCUGCCGUUUUUUUAAGUGUUUGGUUUUUAAGUGACAUUGAUCUGUUAAUUGUGUUGAUUCUUCUAUGAUUAAUAUUCCCAGGUAUGAAUAUAAAAUAUACGAAUAUAAAUUAAUAUAUUAUUUUUUGUUUCAUAACAGUCAAGCCCAAGGCACUUCCAUAUGUUUUUUAAACUACUAUACUUAAUCUCAGUGCUACUAUUCAUACUGCCUAUUUAAGUACAGCAAAAACAUGCAUCUUGGCUGAUUUACAGGCAGCAAUAAUAUAAAAUUGUUUUAAAAAAAUCAGAAGUAUGUGUCUUACUGUAAGUCUAAAUCCUAACGAUAAUAAGGUCUUUUUCUGGAGCUCGUCUCUGCAUUCAGCCCUGACAUAUCAGAGUGAUUGCUUUCCUGUUUUGAUCUGGUUUAUUGUAUCCACUUAAAAAACAGAGAGCAUGGUCUUUUGAGGCUUCACUGUGCUGUGCAUUUUAAUGAGAAAAAUUUAAAAAGUAGACUUAGGAAAAUAUAUUUUUUUAUUUUGUGAUCUAAGGCAGUUGCCAGGUGUACAACUAAUGUUUUCUCUGUGUCCUUGCACUGCACUGUCCCUUUGUCCAGUGGCCAGACACAGGCGGCUCUGUGGUGUUAAAGCUGAAUUAGAUUGGGAUCAGGAUCAACGAACAGCUGCUGAUAUUGUUGUAUUUAAUGCUGAGAAUUGAGAAUCGUCAUAUCAACAUGAACCUACUAUCCUGUGGUGAUAUUUUUCCAGUGGAAGAAAUCCUACAGGAUCUUCCCACAGAAUUCCUGACUCAGUUCUACAUGUUCCUUGCUGGAGGAAUGUGGGACCCUGCUGGUUGUUUGUGGGGUCCCUCUGUGUGCAAGGCACCAGAAGACAAAGGAAUUAAGAAAUGUAUAUAUUUUCCGCAUGCCUUCCCCUGCGCCAGCUGUAAUAAUAAUAAUAAUAAUUGCUUACACUUAUAUAGCGCUUUUCUGGACACUCUACUCAAAGCGCUUUACAGGUAAUGGGGACUCCCCUCCACCACCACCAAUGUGCAGCAUCCUCCUGGAUGAUCCAGCUGUACUAUUUGUUCAUCUUUCUCAAAGGUUUCUGCAGAUUGCACAGUUUUUAAAAAAAUAUAGGUGAGAACAAAUAGGUACAAAUAGGUAUAGUUGAGUUAUGCACAGCUCUGUCACUUUCUAUUUUUUUUGUACAGGCAACAGAUCGCAAGUCUACAGAGCUUUUCAGUAGCCACAUCCUUGCCAUUUCGUUUUAACCCCAUUUAUGUUGGGGUUUUUUUUGUCUGGAUUAUAUAACAACAGAAACGUGUCCCAUUGGCAAUAAAAUGUUGACUAUAAGUGAAAUGUUGAUUAACGUUGAUGAUUUAUAUCAGUACUUACACCCUCCAUGCAAAUAGGUAAAACCGUCAUUUAUCAAUCAUUCUUUUCUUCUAAGUGUUCUACCAUUUCUAUGUCAAAUAUGUCAAAACUUCUAUGUCAUAUUUUUAAGAGAUGUAUUAUUUGAAGAGGUAAUUAAGGUGAUGAUCUUAAGCCUUCCUCUGUGAUAUCUGUCAGUUUGCUGGACUGGACAUUGCAGGAGCUGGACUAAGUUGACUAAACAUAGAAUUGUAAGCAUGAAGCUUAUAUAUUAGUAGAUUUAAUUAGGCAUGUUAUGCCUGUUUAACCUGAAAUAAAUGAGUUCACUUGCC
Molecule: messenger RNA, 7945 nt
Organism: Lepisosteus oculatus (spotted gar)
Lineage: Eukaryota; Metazoa; Chordata; Actinopteri; Semionotiformes; Lepisosteidae
Gene: abtb3b
Product: BTB (POZ) domain containing 11b
Biological process (GO): SMAD protein signal transduction
Cellular component (GO): nucleosome
Molecular function (GO): protein heterodimerization activity; DNA binding; structural constituent of chromatin
Source: RefSeq, a predicted model, not a curated record